CACAAAGAAAAAGAAAGCCUGAUUGAUUAGCUAAAAGCCUUCCCAUCAAAAAAACAAAACAAAAAAAGCUAAAAGCCUAAAACCCAGAUAACCCAAUCGGGCUAAACUCAAAACCUAUCGCCUUCUUCUCUUCAAUUCGCCAUUUUUGCUCUGGAAAAUUGCUCUUUAACUUGUUUGCUGUGUAAUCUUGAUGGAUUGCUGACAUUGUUGCAAGGUGAACCCUUUAGUUUCUUCGCUGCUUUGGGGAUAAUUUAUAGAAUUGGGAAGAGGUUGUGAAAAUGAGAGGAAGAAUUGGGUUGUUUAUAAACCCUAGUGGUAUAGGAAGCACAACAAUUGGGAGGACAAGUAAACUUGUUUCUUGUUCUGCCUUUUCCUCUUCUGCUGGGGACGGCUCGGGAGGAGGUCGAGGCCGUGGCCGGGGUGUCUCUGGUUCGCCUGCAUUUAACUUUGUGGCUGGAAAGGCUGAUUUAAAAGAGGGAUUGGAAGAUCCUGACAAUUCGUCGCCUAGUGCUGGACAUGGACAUGGCCAUGGAAGGGGUACACCCCUACCUUCCUCCCCAUUUAGUCCUUCGUAUAAUGCCUUUGUCGCGCCCAACCAACCACCACGGCAACCAGGAUCAAGUCUUGGUAGAGGUGGUACAGUUCAACAGCCCUUUGAGGGAGGAAAUGAACUGGGAUCACAACCUAAGAGGCCCAUAUUUCUUAAGACGGAUGAAUUUACAGGCACUAGCUCUGAAGCUGAUUCAGUUGCUUCUGAACCUCGUCGCCCUAUUGGAGAAAAGAAUCUUCCUGAAAAUAUUUUGAAUGUAAUGUCAGGAACAGGGAGGGGAAUCCCUGAUAGAAAACUGGUAGUUGAAAAUAGAGUUAAGGAACAGAAUAGGCAUAUCAAGCCAAAGCAAGUUGGUGCUCCUUCCACUGGGACUGGAAGAGGGGUAGAUAGAGUUGAGAAAGGUGAUAAAGGCUCUGCAGUUUCGAGGUCUAAGAUAAGCCGUGAGGAGGCAACAAAGAAGGCAGUUGGGAUCUUAACCAAGGGUGAUGAUGGAAGGGAGGCCGGAGGUGCUGGGAGAGGAGGUGGUCAGAGGCGAAGGGGUGGAAGAUCAAAAGAUGACUCGGAUGAUGAGGCAGACAAGGAUGAUGAAGAUAAGCUUUUCAUGGGUGACGAUGCAGAUGGUGAGAGGUUAGCCAAGGAGCUUGGACCUAGCAGAAUGGCUGAACUGACAGAGGCAUUCGAAGAUAUGAGUACUGAUGUCUUGCCUGAUCCUGUGGAGGAGGAGUAUCUUGAGGCAUAUGAUACCAAUCUUAAGAUCGAAUUCGAGCCUGAAUACUUGAUGGGAGAUUUCGAGACAAAUCCUGAUAUUAACGAGAACACACCUAUUCCUCUCCAUGAAGCUCUUCAGAAAAUGAAGCCAUUCUUGAUGGCUUAUGAGGGAAUAGAGAAUCAAGAAGAGUGGGAGGAAGUUCUGAAGGAAACAAUGGAGAGGGUACCACUUUUGAAAGAGAUUGUGGAUCACUAUUGCGGGCCUGAUAGGGUAACUGCAAAGCAGCAACAUGAGGAGUUGGAAAGAGUUGCAAAAACUCUUCCUACUAGUGUACCUGAUUCUAUGAAGCACUUCACUGACCGUGCUGUUCUCUCACUCCAGAGCAACCCAGGCUGGGGAUUUCAUCGAAAAUGCCAGUUUAUGGAUAAGCUUGUUGCUGAGAGUUUCAAGUCCUACAAGUGAGCAGAUUGCUGAGGCUUAGUUUACGGUUUGUAUUCUUCAACAAAGAUCAUGUUCAGAAUAUAGGAACUUUUUUCCAAAAAGGAAGAUUAGUUUUUUAAUAAACCUCUUUCCAUUGACAGCUAGAGGGAUUUUUUUGGUGUCAGCAUGGCUGUUUUUCUGAUGAAAUUUUCAUAAAUUUUCGUAUUUAAUCAUUCUUCUAGCUCUUUCUAGUAGCGUUAAAAGUCUUUGUAGUUCUUUUCGAAUAUAGAACUAUAGAAUUGGAGUACAAUGUACUACCUUUUUUGUUUA
This is a messenger RNA of Spinacia oleracea (spinach), 2009 nucleotides long. RefSeq lists its product as uncharacterized. Lineage: Eukaryota; Viridiplantae; Streptophyta; Magnoliopsida; Caryophyllales; Amaranthaceae. The record is from RefSeq and is a predicted model, not a curated record. The transcript is spliced from 5 exons. Bases 279 to 1721 code for a protein of 480 amino acids.